AUGUCAGUAACCCAAUACGAUGUCAAGUUUACCCAACUAAUCAGAUACGUGCCUAUGUACGAAGCUGAUGAAAGGCAGAAGGCACAGAAAUUUGUGAGUGGAUUAAAAGUAGAUCUACAACAAGCCCUCAGCUCAUGUACCAUCAACACUUACAACGAGGCACUGGACAGGGCUCUGACCACCGAGAUGAACCUACUGCAUGUAGGAUUGAUAAGAUCUGAUGAAAAGAAAAGAGAUUCGAAAGGCACGGAGCAUAAGACAGGAGGAAAAAAUUUCAAAGAUAGCAAGCCGUGUCCCCGAUGCAAUAAAGAACACCCAGGAAUAAAUUGUUCUCAAGGGCAUAUCACGUGUUUUUCGUGCAGCGAAAAAGGACACAAGGAAAAGGACUGCCCUAAGAAGAAAGAUGUACCUCCAACUGGGAAUCGAACGAGGAUCACAUGCUACUCGUGCAAUCAACCCGGUCACUACGCUAGUGAAUGUCCGAAGAGACAGAAGAUGGAUCAACCCGGGAAGAUAACCAUGACGCCAGGACCUCGUACCGGACGAGUCUUUUGCCUAACAAGAGAAAAUGAAGAGGUUUACCCUGGCUUGGCAAGAGAUGACGAAGAAACCCAUCCGACAAUGACCAAAGAUAUGCAGAGCUAA
Molecule: messenger RNA, 645 nt
Organism: Diospyros lotus (date-plum)
Lineage: Eukaryota; Viridiplantae; Streptophyta; Magnoliopsida; Ericales; Ebenaceae
Exons: 1
Coding region: 1-645 (214 amino acids)
Molecular function (GO): nucleic acid binding; zinc ion binding
Source: RefSeq, a predicted model, not a curated record